Molecule: messenger RNA, 870 nt
Organism: Durusdinium trenchii
Lineage: Eukaryota; Dinophyceae; Suessiales; Symbiodiniaceae
Source: the annotation of a GenBank genome assembly
AUGUACCUGAGAUCAGCGAGGGAAGAGGCAAUGGAAGCCUGGUCGAGCUAUGAAGAGCCAUUGCAGACUGAAGCUCUCGCCUUGGCCGUCUCAAGGCGGGAGGCACGAGAGCUGGAAGAGCACUCCGCCAGUGGCUUUCAACUCGAAUGUCACUUGCGAGAGGAGAUGGAGAGUCUUCAGCAUCAGCUGGCUCAGCUGGAUCAGCACCACCAGGACCGUGCACAAGCGCACCUGCAUUCCAAGAAGAAGGCAGCCGAUUUGGAUGACUUGGUGCAACACUUAAAGAAGCAGACUGAGCGCCAUGAGGCUGCUAUCUCACAUGCGAAGACGACCGUGUCAAGUCAAGAGGCAGAGCUCACAAAGCUGGAGCAGAUAGCCUCAACACAUCAGUCACGGGUGCAUGCUGCGCGGCAUGAGCUAGACUAUGUUGCAAAAGAGCUGUCUGACAGGUCUGCUUCACAGUCAGGUUUCCAGCAGCAGGUGUCCAUCCUGCAGCAAGAGCUGCAGGCACAAGAAGCACAGCUGGAGGCCUGCAAUCGUGAAACUGCUGCAUAUCGACGCCGAGCCAUGAGAGCUGAGUCUAUCCGGUUGCAGAAUGAUGAGGACAUGCCUAGUGGCAUCAGAGCACUUCGCCAACAAUGUUCUCAGUUCCAGCGCGCUCACAUGCGGCAAAGCUCUCCAGAUGCUCAUGCCAAUGUCCCUUUGGCCCGGUGGAUGCGAGAAAACAGCUUGGGCGAGGAUGCGGGAUUGUUCAGCGCGUUGGUUCAAAAGGGGCAGACACCUCAACCAAUGACCUGGUCUCAAAUACUUUCCCUUUCACCGGUUGUGGGGGUCUCCCGAAAACACGACCGUUGUGUGUGUAGGAGUUAG